Messenger RNA from Sugiyamaella lignohabitans, 2691 nucleotides. It is a transcript of the gene MBP1, whose product is annotated as transcription factor MBP1. Bases 1 to 2691 code for a protein of 896 amino acids. Gene Ontology annotation, molecular function: protein binding; transcription regulator activity; DNA binding. The record is from RefSeq and is a predicted model, not a curated record. Lineage: Eukaryota; Fungi; Ascomycota; Dipodascomycetes; Dipodascales; Trichomonascaceae. Gene Ontology annotation, cellular component: SBF transcription complex; MBF transcription complex. The transcript has a single exon.
AUGAAGCGGCAGUCGGACGGGUGGGUUAAUGCGACACAUAUUCUGAAAGUAGCUAAUUUCGACAAACCUCAAAGAACGAGGAUUCUCGAACGAGAAGUACAGAGAGGCACUCAUGAAAAAAUCCAGGGUGGUUAUGGAAAGUAUCAGGGUACCUGGGUCCCAUUAGAACGAGCGCGAGCCGUGGCCGAACAGUAUAAAGUUCUUGAGAUUUUGGAGCCACUGUUCGCUUAUUCACCUUCUGACACCGAUCCAACUCCAUUUGCUCCAAGACACACCUGGAAGAGCCGGUCGACAAAUGGUGCGGCCGGUCGAGGAGGUGGUGUGGCAGGUACCCCAAGUGGACGAGCCGAUUUCACUCCAAUAACCGCCAGACGAGGAGCCAGUCGUCAAAGUAGUAGUGCAAGUGCCAGUAAUAUUGCUGAUGCUGGUAUUGAGGAUACUUCGUUAGUUGAUAAUGGUUUAAAACGCCCAUAUCGUGUACUAUCUUCAGGUAGAGGAGGAGCCAAUAAUGGAGGUGAUGGUCAAGGUGCGGUAGAAGGUAACAUGCUAGCACCUCCAGUGAAGAAGCGAAGAGGUCGGCCUCCAUCGUCGUCAUCAGCCUCUUUAGCUAAAAGAUCUGACUCUGGACCAAGAAAGUUUCACUAUGGUAUCCCCCCUAGUACUCCCAAACAAAAUAUCAUUUCAUCAAAAUCUGUCAACAGUGCUCGCUACGACGGUAAUAACGAGACUCUUUCUCCAGAAUCGUCAUCAAUCUCAUCACGAUCUUCAUCACCAUCGGAUUUUAUGUCGGAGUCAGAUAUUGAUGCAGCCCUGACGAAUGGUGUUGAUACUCCCAGUGCCAGAAACGCAAUUUUGGCCUCAAAGCGACGGACGCCAAGUAUGAUUACAGAUAGUCCCCAGUUUAAUUAUAACGGCUAUGAGCAACGACAGUAUACUAUCCCCGAUAGAUAUCAGGAUUCGCCUCAACAGUCGAUGAGUGGUGCCGGUAAUCAUUCCAUGCUCCACUCAUCCAUUCAACCACACCACCAGAACUUACAACAUCAACAAGCUGAACAUCAGCGACAGAUGCAGCAGCAGCAUCCACAACAGGGACACCAACGAAACAUUUCUACAGCAUCCACUUCAAGCGAGAUGCUGUCUACAAUGUAUAGCAACCGACUGCUUGACUAUUUCACAUCAAUCGAUGAGGCCGAAAUUCCACAAUUCCUUAUUAACCCACCACCAGAAUUUAAAAUUAAUCAAGUUAUUGAUGACGAAGGCCAUACUGCGUUCCAUUGGGCCUGCUCAAUGGGUGACUUGAAAAUCAUUGAAGUUUUGUUACAGGCAGGUGCAAAUAUAAGCGCCACCAAUUUUGCCGAACAAACGCCACUAAUACGAUCUAUUUUAUUCACCAAUAACUACGACCGACGGACAUUCCCCAAAGUAGUUGAUCUACUACGCGAUACUAUCCUGUAUGUGGAUUCACAUAAACAGACAGUUCUUCAUCACAUUGCUUCCACCACGUCGUCAAGAUCCAAGCUGUCAUCAACCAGAUAUUAUACUGAGAUUAUUCUUGCUAAGCUAUUAGAAAUUAAGAGCUUGCAAGUUGUCACGGAUUUCGUUAAUCUUCAGGAUGAGAAUGGUGAUACUGCUCUUCACAUAGCUGCUAGAAAUGGAGCUCGGAAGUGCGUCAAAGUGCUAUUCCACUAUAAUGCUCGUGCUGACAUUGUGAAUAAUAAUGGACGAACGACGCAGGAGUAUAUUUCCGAAUAUGAAGCGCAGCGACAACAGCUACUUAAGCAAGCGGAUGGUUUGGUCCAAGUUAAAUCAAAUACCUUGCCCGGCCAAAUUUCCAGUAAUGGACAAGCGGCCGUGAAUGGGUAUGGUCAGUCAAAUGGGACUCCUUCGAACAAAUAUAUGCUGGGUAAACCUAAUUCCAAUCGUGAACUUAAUGCCGCUCCAUCACAGUUCGAUUCGAAUUAUCGAGAUAUCAAUGGGUCUGGUUCUGGAGAGGCUAAUGGAAAUGCAAAUGGAACGGUGUAUCCUGCUAUCGGUAAUCCUCAUGUUUCUGAGGUUGCAAUUUCUGCAACUCAAAGAGUGGCACCAUCAAUUAUUGAAGGACUUGAAGAACUUGCACUGGCGUAUGAUUCGGAAUUACAAGAAAAAGACAGCGACAUUGAACAAGUUCGACAUUUGCUGGAAAGCAUGAAACGAGAGAUUACUGAGACCGAGAAUGCCAUUGAAGAGAUUGGGGAACUGCCAGGAGAUGAGCAAGUUGUUCAAGCUCGUCUUCAACAGUCAAAUGAGCUGGUUAAUCAAAGAGCUAUGCAUUUGCGUAAACUACUUGAACGAACACAAUCUCGUGACCUGGCAAUGCUUGUUCAAGCUGAAGAAGAUCGAGCUGGCGCCGAAUUGCAAACCAGAGAGCCUACUCUCAAUGGAACUGCUACCACGGCUCCUUCUGAAGUGGACCCCAAAGAAGAAGUCUUAUCUCUUGCGUCUACUCUGGCUGACCUUCAAAAGCGUCGUGGAAAGCUUGUAGAUGAAAUUGUUGAACUUUGCGCAAGUGCUGGUGCUGGAGAAAAGAUGAACGAUUAUCGUCGCUUGGUCUCACUUUCGUGCGGUGUUAAAGUGGAAGAGAUUGAUGAGCUUCUUGACGGAAUCGCUCAAGCUCUUUUGGCUGACGGAGGUGGCAGCGACGGAGACGACUAA